Messenger RNA from Rhopalosiphum maidis (corn leaf aphid), 1359 nucleotides. Its product is annotated as phospholipase D C-like. The transcript has 3 exons. Gene Ontology annotation, cellular component: perinuclear region of cytoplasm. Lineage: Eukaryota; Metazoa; Arthropoda; Insecta; Hemiptera; Aphididae. Gene Ontology annotation, biological process: negative regulation of translation; oogenesis. Gene Ontology annotation, molecular function: mRNA binding; zinc ion binding. The coding region runs from base 1 to 1311 and encodes 436 amino acids. The record is from RefSeq and is a predicted model, not a curated record.
AUGAGCGAUAUUAAUUUGUCUAUGAAUUCGUCGCCAGACAGUAGUGAUAUUAUUAGUUUUCAGUCGAAUCAGUCGAUCGACAACGACUCACUAGCAGUAGUGACUCAAAGUUAUUGCGGAAAUUCCAUCAUUAUUGCUCCCAUCUUACCACAGUCCAGGUGUAUUAAUCAAAACAACCAAAGAUCAUUAACAUGGAAUAUAUCGUUGACUGAUGAACAAGAUGAAGUAUCUGAAAACUUUUUAAGGAUGUAUAAUGAGCCAAUAACAGUUGCUGAAAAUUUUGGUCCAGCUAUGUUAACGGUUCCCGAGAACAUAAGAAAACAAGCUGAUGAAUUAUUCAAACCUUCGGAAAUCAAUCCAAACGAAAUAUUUGAUUGGGUAAAUACCAAAGUAUCGUGGAUUCUUUCAUCUAGCUAUCAACAAUACCUUAAGUCUAUUCCUCUAAACGUGAUGGAGAAGAGAGAAAGACACGUGCUGUACCCUUGGACGCAGUGGAACACGUCGACCGGCACGCAACGCCGUCCGUCGCUCAACACAACAGCCGUAGCGUCUCCGGCGGCGUCCGACCGUUCCAUGUCAUCGUCGUCUUCAUCGUCAGUGAGCGCCCACGCGGUGCACGGCAGAUCACCAAACAACAACAACAACAACAAUUGCAGCAGUAGCAGCAACAGCAGCAAUAACAACAACGACUCAUUUGGCUACCGGAGCGGCGGCGUCGGUGCGACGGUAGCGGCGGCGUCCGCGAUGGCUGAUUGCACGUUGUCGUCUUCGUCGGCCAGUGAACUGAGCUUUUCGCAUUGGGCGGCCGUCGACGCUACAUCGUCACCGCAACAACAGCAGCAGCAAUACCAUUACUACCACAACCAAUACCACCACCACCACCACCACCACCACCAUCACCACCACCAACAACAACAGCAACAACAACAACAACAGUCGGUCACGGGCUGGACACCGGUGGCGGUCCAAUCGUCACCGUCCGACUGCGGCCGGUCAGUGUCAUCGGCCGAGUUCGUUCAGCACAACGCCGCGGACGGCCGCUCGCCAUCGCCAACGGUCCGCUGGCCGUCGCGUCUGUUCUACUGCGUGAACACCGACAACAACACGAUCAACAAGUUGGUUGAGCACUAUUGCACAUUCUGCUACAAGAACCACGAACCGCCCGAGGUGUACGGCAGCCACCUGGUACGGGACGACACGCGCACCACUUGUCCCAAGCUCAGGGCGCUCCGGUGCAGGCACUGCAACGGCACCGGCGACAACGCGCACACCAUCAAAUACUGUCCGUUUCUGUACUCGAACUACAGUUGAUGGACGGCCGGCGAUCGUGUUGUGUAGACGUCAUGCGCGAUCGAUCGA